GCGUUAUAUAUACUAAAUUGAAUCUCCAUUUCGACUCACAAUUCGUAUACUCCUUUUGCCAGUUUUUCAUUUUCAUUUUCAUUCUCAUUUCCUUAAUCUGUUACUUUUCAUUUGGUUCAUUGAAACUUUCGGUUUCUCCAUUCUCAUUUCAUUAACUUCAUAUUCCAUUUUUUGGUAUUUCACUAAACUGCAUUGUCGAGUACUGAUAUCGAUAUAGAACUACCAUCUCCUAGACUGACAUCCAGCUUUUAGCCCUCUAAUAUCUGCCAUUGUCAUAGCUACUAUUAGUUUUCCUCAUUAUACUUCAAUUCAUAAGAAAAAGUCUGCAUCAUGUCACAAAUAAAACAAGCAGUUCUGGGUUUGGCCAGAAGAAAGCUCUUUGCUGAAGACGAAGACUACGACGAAAGCAUGGUUCUUGUCUUCACUGUAGCCUCGUCCAUUAUCUGGAUUAUGGUGCCCGGUUUGGCGUUUCUCUAUUCUGGUUUGGCCAGAAGAAAGUCUGCAUUGUCGAUGAUCUGGAUUGUCAUCAUGUCGUCAUUCAUUGGAGUUUUCCAGUGGUACUUCUGGGGCUAUUCUUUGGCCUUUUCGCCCACCUCCACCAAUCCGUUCAUUGGUGACUUGCACUUCUUUGGUUUCAAGAACUUGUUGGGCAAAUCCGGUCCUGACUCAGACUAUCCCGAAAUCGCUUUUGCAAUUUUCCAGCUCCAGUUUCUCUUGGUCACUUUGGCUAUUUUGGCUGGUGGCUGUGUAGCAGAAAGAGGUCGUUUCUUGCCCUCCAUGAUCUUUUUGUUCUGCUGGGCUACCGUGGUGUACUGUCCUGUAGUUUUCUGGAUUUGGGGUGGUGGCUGGGCUGCCAACUUCAAGUCUGGUGUUCUCGAUUAUGCUGGUGGAGGUCCGGUUGAAAUUCUCUCAGGUGUUUCUGCGUUCGUGUUUUCGGCAUUUUUGGGUAGAAGAAACGAAACCUUGAUGAUCAACUACCGUCCUCACAACAUAUCUACCAUCUUCUUGGGAACAUCGCUUUUGUACGUCGGCUGGUUGUUUUUCAACGGUUUUUCAUGUGCUAAUGCUUCGAUCAAGGUGCCUUACUCCAUGAUGAACACUCAUCUUUGUGGUGCUUUUGGUGCUAUUGCCUGGUGUUUGCUCGAUUUCCGUUUGGAAAACAAGUGGUCCAUGGUCGCCGUCUGCUCUGGUUGUAUUUCCGGGCUUGUGGCAGCUACUCCUUCGUCAGGUAUGAUUCCAUUGUGGGCAUCUGUAAUUUUGGGCAUCACGGCUGGUAUCGUCUGUAACUUGUCGACUAAGAUCAAGUACCUCUGUAGAGUUGACGAUUCUCUUGAUGUGUUAGCUGAGCACGGAAUCGCUGGUGUAGUUGGUUUGCUCUUCAAUGCACUCUUUGGUUCUUCAACUGUGAUUGGUUAUGACAACGUCACUGACCACGAGGGUGGCUGGCUCGACCACAACUGGAAGCAGUUGUACAUCCAGAUUGCCUACAUUUUGGCUACUGCCGCUUACUCUGGGGUUGUCACUGCCAUCUUGUGUUUUGUCAUUGACAAGAUUCCAGGCUUACAUUUGAGAAUCGACUACAACGCUGAAGAAGUUGGUGUAGAUGAAGACCAGAUCGGUGAGUUUGCCUACGACUACGUUGAAGUCAGAAGAGACUUCUUGGACUGGGGCAACCCCAACGUCAACCCCAACUUACAGCCUCAGUUGAGCAGAGUUGAUAGCAAAGCCUUCCAUGGCACAGACGCAUCAGCUGCGGAGGUAUUCCAAGGUGUUAACGAAUCGUCGAACACUUCUACAGCCAACCAUGGUGAUGUAAGUGAUGACAAGGUACGAAUCGACGAAAAGGCAGGAGUACCAGUUGCACCUGAAAAAAGUAGAUAAAGAAGUAAUAAACAAUUAGAAGGUAA
Scheffersomyces stipitis CBS 6054 is the source of this 1907-nucleotide messenger RNA. It is a transcript of the gene MEP1, whose product is annotated as ammonium permease. The record is from RefSeq and is a predicted model, not a curated record. Gene Ontology annotation, biological process: ammonium transmembrane transport. NCBI's taxonomy places the organism in Eukaryota, Fungi, Ascomycota, Pichiomycetes, Serinales, Debaryomycetaceae. Gene Ontology annotation, molecular function: ammonium channel activity. Bases 331 to 1881 code for a protein of 516 amino acids. Gene Ontology annotation, cellular component: plasma membrane. The transcript has a single exon.